UAAAAUAAUUUGACUGUAUAUGUAAUUUUUUGGAAAAUGAAACAAUUUAUAAGUUACAUUGAUUUAAUGUAUUCGUCUGAAUUUCUAAAAUUAAAUAAUGUAGUCUGCCAAAGAAAUAAGAUAUGCACAAAUAUUUUUAUUUAACAAAACAGUAGGUUACAUAAGAUAUUCACAAUAUUUGAGGUUAGACGAUGUUUAUAAAAAUUCACAUGAUCUUACAGACGACGUAUAAAUUGAAGUACUGUACUCCACACUUUUCUCUUAUCUAAUUUUUCACGUAUCAUGGAAUUUGCACAAGAACACUCUGCAGCAAAUUGGGUUAAAGCUUCUGGUGGAAAAGUUCCUCCAAUUUCAUUCUGGGAAGGAGAUUAUGCAAUUGGUAGGGGACAUUUUAAAGGUGGAAUACAUAUAGGAUAUGUAGAUAAAGAUCGGAAAGGUCUCGUAAUUUCAUGGGGUGGUAAAGAAGAAAUUCUUCGUGAUUAUGAAGUUUUAACCGGAGACAAAUCUUAUUUUCAUUGGGUUGAACGUUCGGGAACUUGCAAUCCACAAUCAUUCACUCCCCUAAAAGGAGGACAUGAAGCCAACAAAAAUGAAGAAUUAUAUAUCGCUAAAAUGGAACAUAAUGGAAAAAUCAGAAUUGGUAAAGUUGGACCAGAUUGGCAAUCAAUGGCUUACGGUUUGGAUGGAGUUGAAUAUGCGGCUAGUAAUUAUUUUGUACUUGCAAUUAAGAAUAAUUCGAGACAAAUGGAUCCAUUACUUGAAAUUAAUUAAAUUGCAAUAAAAACUUUCUGAACAGAUUUGAACAGAUUUGAAUCACUUUUUUUUUUUUUUU
Molecule: messenger RNA, 832 nt
Organism: Rhizophagus irregularis DAOM 181602=DAOM 197198
Lineage: Eukaryota; Fungi; Glomeromycota; Glomeromycetes; Glomerales; Glomeraceae
Source: RefSeq, a predicted model, not a curated record